UUUAUAAUAAAGCAAAAGCAAAGAAUAAAAAAGGCUACUAAAUGAAUGAAAGAAGAAGGAAAGAGAAGGAAACAUAUGCAAAGCUCCUUAACCCCACAUCUCUAUAAGAAUUCUUUGAGAAAAUGGACUCAAAGUUUCUUCAACCUCAUCUGAGAAAGCAAACAGGACUUUGAAAGGCUUUAUCAAAGAGGUUGUAAGGGUGUUUAAACAAGGAAAGAUGACAAAGUAGUGAAGAAAGAAAGUGAAAGAAAAUAAAAGAAAAGAAAAGGAAAGGAAAGGGAAAGGAAGAAAUUAUAAUUUUAUUUUUAUAUGCGUCUUUUUCUGAAGGGAAACAAGAGUUUGAUGUUUGUUUGUUGCAGAGAGAUAAAGAGAGCUAUACUCGUAUCAGUGCCAAGCUAAUGAUGGCAGGAAACCCUAGACGGUGGAGCAUGCAUCCACCUUCACACCUUCAACCUUCUGCUUUCUUAUCUUCUUCUUCAUCUCUCUUCCCUUCUCCUUACGUUCUUGGAUCUUCUUCUUCUUCUUCUUCCUCGUCUUCUUCUUCACUCCCUUUCAAUUCUUUUCCUGAUCAUAACCAAGAGCUUCCUCAGUCAUGGAGCCAACUACUUUUGGGUGGUUUGUCAGCAGAAGAAGAAGAUAGGUUUGGACUGAAUCAUUUUCAGCCCAAAAAAUUAGAAAACUGGGAAGACCAAAUCUUGAAUCCAUAUCAUCCAAGAGUUCCUGCAGUUGCUGAUGUGAAACAAGAAGUUGCUCAAAAUAGCAAUUUGUAUGGUCAUGGUGAUGAAGAAUUUCAGCCUCUUGGACCUACUUGGUCACAACAAGUCAUGCCAGUUUCCUCUCCUAGGUCUUGUGUAACAAGUCUAAGUAGUAACAUUCUUGACUUCUCUUAUAACAAGGCAGACGGAAGGAGUCAACAUCUAGAUCAAUCAUCUGAGUGUAAUAGCACCGCCACCGGUGGGGUUAAGAAGCCUAGGGUUCAACCGCCCUCUUCAAGCCAACCACCUCUAAAGGUAAGGAAGGAGAAGCUGGGUGAUAGAAUCACUGCCCUUCACCAACUAGUUUCCCCAUUUGGAAAGACUGACACGGGUUCUGUCUUGUUAGAAGCUAUUGGAUAUAUCAGAUUCCUUCAGGGUCAAAUUGAGGCCCUUAGCUCUCCUUACUUGGUCACUGCAUCAUCAAACAUGAGGAACCAACAGUCUCUUCAAGGAGAAAGGAAUUGUGUAUUUCCUGAAGACCCAGGUCAGUUGUUGAAUGACAUCUGCCAGAAAAGAAAAGGAGGUUCUAACCAGGAUUGCCAAGAUAAGCCAAAGGACUUGAGGAGUAGAGGGUUGUGCUUGGUUCCUGUGUCUUGCACUCAGCAUGUUGGAAGUGACAAUGGUGCUGACUACUGGGCUCCGGGCGGGUUUUGACUAUGCUGUGGCCAGUUUUUUUGGAUCUUUUGAUUGAAUGAUAUAAUAUCAUGAGCAGUCAAUCUGCUGCAAUUCAAGGCUGAUUGCUCAUGAUGCUAUGCAUUCUAAAUAUUGCAACUCCAUAUGCAUGCCUCCAUUAUUAUUCCUGUAUUAUCUAAGUGAACUAAGAUUUUUAUCUCGUCUCUUGAUGUUUUAUUUAUUUUUCUUUGUAUUAUAGAGCUUCAUGUCUCUCUGAAGCUCAAUUUAGUAUUAAUUUUUGUUAAUCUUAAGAUGCUUAUUUAGAA
Molecule: messenger RNA, 1693 nt
Organism: Ricinus communis (castor bean)
Lineage: Eukaryota; Viridiplantae; Streptophyta; Magnoliopsida; Malpighiales; Euphorbiaceae
Product: transcription factor bHLH68
Exons: 9
Coding region: 399-1409 (336 amino acids)
Biological process (GO): regulation of transcription by RNA polymerase II
Cellular component (GO): nucleus
Molecular function (GO): RNA polymerase II cis-regulatory region sequence-specific DNA binding; DNA-binding transcription factor activity, RNA polymerase II-specific; protein dimerization activity
Source: RefSeq, a predicted model, not a curated record